UUACCCACGAUUCCCUUGAAAGAUGGCUGAUGUUGCCAAAACAAACUUUCGGUCAGCUUGAACUUACAUUGAAAUGUUGUAAAUUAUGGCAUCUAUGUCCACCGUUCCUGCGUUUGAUGCAUUUCAAGACCAGCUGAGGACAUUGUGCUUAAAGGAGUUUCCCUGUGGUAUUGGAACAUGGAGGGAAGUUAAACCACUGAAGACAGUAGGGAGUUUGGCAAAGCCAAAAACCUCAAAAAAAGAAAUUCAAAAACCAAAGCAGUUGCCAGAAAUCGACAAAGUAAACAGCAGAUUUUCAAUAACACUUAAAGAUUAUGGUGCUCAAAAUGAAAAGACAGAAACAUUGGAGGAGUAUGUGAUAACCAAGCACUCUCCAUGGAACCUUGAUUACAGUUGGAGUGAUGAAGCAAAAGAUCUCAGAGAAUUAGCUGUUAGAUCCCCAUGGCUUAUUGAUAACAAGUUUAUCUACAAUUAUUUCAAUACAUUAAGGAUCAUUGAUAAAGGGGUGACUGAAAUUGAUGAAAACCUACUCAAUUUUACAAAUUUAGAAGAGCUGACUCUGACUGCAAACCUGUUGUGUCAAGUAAACUCCAAGAAUCUGCCACGUUCAUUAAAAGUUUUAGAACUCUGUGCCAACCAGAUCUGUGAUUUGUUUUCUCUGUGUGUGGAUCCUCCUCCACUACAUCACCUUGGCCUGGGUUAUAAUCAGCUUACCUAUCUAGAUGAAUACAUGACUGGAGAUUACUGGCCACAGUUAUUAUCCUUGGAUCUCAGUCAUAACACUUUAAGUGACUUGGUGGAAGUUGUCCGGAAGUUAUCUACCCUACCAAAACUCAGGAAUCUGGUUCUUCAUGGAAAUCCACUUUGUGUGAUCCCAGGUUACAGAGGUUAUGUGAUUGACAGUUUGAAGAAAUUGUUCCUCCUAGAUGAUAUAAGAAUCUCAGCAGAUGAAAGGCACCACUUUAAGGGUUUGGCAAAGAGAAAAGAAUUCAUCCUUGACGAAGCCAAGUUUACCUUUGAGGUUAAAUAUAUCAAAGGAGUACCAAUGCCAGAGGAAAUGAAGAACCCAGAGGAACAGCCUGAAUUUCCAAUCAUUGAAAGGAAAUACUAUGUUCAGUUCAUGUUUUUGGAGGAUAAAGCAAGUAAAGCUGAAAUCUUCCAAAUUGCUCAUGAAGACUAUGACCAGACAUCUUCUAUGCAGGGCACUGAUAGGGAGGGGUCAGUGUCAGGUGGUUCCAUUUUACCUGCUGACACAGGCAGUAAAGUGGAGGGAGUGAAAAAUACUGAGCAGGAGGAGAAAAAUGUGAACUUUGCAUCCACAGAAAACCAGGAGAAUUCAGGCACACCAGCUGAAAAUGUCAUUCCUGCACUGAAAGUAACCAGCCCAUUGCCAGAUGACAACCAGUCCCUAAAAUCAGGCCCAGGAUCCAUGAAAUCCCAUCAUUCUAGUCAGGCAGCAAUCAACCAGCCUAAGAUUCCAGUAGCACCCAUUAUGUCUGAGAGUGGGAACUGGGCAGAGGAAAUUUCCCUUAAUUGGUCACAGAUGGUGACACGGGAUGACCUGGUGACAUUGAGAGACUUCUUGAAGGAAGGCAUGGAGAUUUUUGUCAUGGAGGAAAAGAUUCUGUCUUACCCUGUAGAGGAAGAAGAAGGGAGCAGGGCAGGCUCUGCUAAAGGAGGGAAAGGAGAGAAAAAGGACAAAAAGAAAGAAGAGAAGAAGGAUGAAAAGGGAAAAGAUAAAAACAAAAAACAAGCUAAUUCUUUGAAGGGUGCUGCUGGGAAAGGUGACCCAAAGAAAGGGAAAAAGAAAGGUGAGCCAGAGCAAGAAUUGCGCCACUUACCACCAGAAUACACCACACUGGCACGCUUCAUAGUACCAUUGGAAGAUUUCCUAGAGGGAGAGUUUGUGUUUGAGAAUGUCUACAUGAAAGAGAGCUCAGAUGCAGGGUCAAAGAGCCCAUCUAAUGCCUCAGAAACAAAGAAGGAUGGGAAAAAAGAUGGAAAAGGCAGAAAAGAUUCUGCCAAGAAGAAGGACAAGGAUGCUGGAAAAGCUACUAACAAGACAAAGAAGAGUCCCAGAGAUGGUGGCAAAAGCCCCAAAGGAAGAGACAAAGAAAAAGAUGGAGACAAAAAAGAUGCUAAAGGAAAGGCAAAGGGGGACAAAGCAGAGAAAGGAAUAGGAGAUGAUGAGGAGGAAGUUCUUCCACCCCCUCCUUUGGAAGUUCAUGUAGCAGUGUGGAUGCACCACUGGAAAACAGCCAUGGACUCAAUAAGAGAAGAGGAAGAACGGAACAAGCGUUUAGAGGAAGAAAAGGCAGCAGCUGCUGCGGCUGCAGCAGCCGCAGAAGAAGCAGAAUAAAAUGUGGCAAAUAUGACAUAGCUUAUCCUGUACAUUUUUUCACUACAAACUUGUGCACUUGAAAAUAGCUAACACUUCUGUGCUGUAACAUAAAAUGUAAUUCUUGCUGUUAAUAUUUAAAUGGUAUGUUAAAUUGUUCAUAACUCUUGUAUAUACAUUCAGGAUAGCAAUGGAUUCAACUUAUAUAUAAACUGAACUGUAGAUGCCUUAACAUCUGUACCAUGUUAAAAUUGGCUCAUGUACAAGUAUUUGCAGAACAUGGACUUUUUGAAUAAUUAAAACUGUUGCUGAAAGUUGUUUACAGCUAAAAUUGUUUACAGAUCUUUCGAAACAUCAUAUCAAAUUGCCACAGUUCUGCAGACAAAAAAUAAAUAAAUAAAUGAAAAGUAAGAAAAAAUACAUUGUUUGUAUGCAAAAAUGCUGAUAAUCCAAUAUGCCUGACUGUGAUAGAUACAAAAGUUCUUUAUUCUUUAAACAAAGAUGAUAUUGAAUUUUUAUUAGUACUUGGAUGGCUGCUAUAUUCUACAAGCAGUGUAUGUAAUAUGUUCAUGAUACAGUGAAAUUAUGGAAAUAUCAGGAACAAAAUAGACAUACAUUGUACAUACAGAUAUACUAGUAAAUGAAAAUACUCCCCACAUUAAUCAUUAGUUUUAUUCAUUCAUAUGCAUGCCAGUUCAUUUACUUAUUGACCAUUCAUUAUUUUUAGAAGUACAUUUGUUUGAAUUGGACACAUCAAUAUCACUCUGACUUGAUGGUCUAGUGGACAGAGGACUCAUUGAAUUAAUGUUGAAAAGCAGAUGAAUAGAAUAUUUCUGUUAAACAUAACAUGUAUGGGAUUUUCCUGCUCUAUAAAAUUUUUCUCCGAUAAAAAAGAAAUUU
This is a messenger RNA of Lingula anatina, 3238 nucleotides long. Its product is annotated as leucine-rich repeat-containing protein 43. Gene Ontology annotation, cellular component: cytoplasm. Lineage: Eukaryota; Metazoa; Brachiopoda; Lingulata; Lingulida; Lingulidae. The record is from RefSeq and is a predicted model, not a curated record. Gene Ontology annotation, molecular function: protein binding.